Amphibalanus amphitrite is the source of this 2785-nucleotide messenger RNA. RefSeq names its product merlin-like. The transcript is spliced from 16 exons. Gene Ontology annotation, biological process: positive regulation of protein localization to early endosome; regulation of gliogenesis; regulation of cell shape. Gene Ontology annotation, molecular function: actin binding; cell adhesion molecule binding. NCBI's taxonomy places the organism in Eukaryota, Metazoa, Arthropoda, Thecostraca, Balanomorpha, Balanidae. The record is from RefSeq and is a predicted model, not a curated record. Bases 313 to 2151 code for a protein of 612 amino acids. Gene Ontology annotation, cellular component: plasma membrane; filopodium; adherens junction.
CCGGCGAAAGUUGCCGGAGUAACUGCCCCAUGCUCGGGUAUGGCACUAGGCCGACCGAGCAAAAAAAAAAAAAAAAAAAAAAAUUUACACUUCGUGGAAAAUGAAAACCGUUGAAUUGCGCUUUGUUGUGUUUCAGUUUAGCGCUAUAUUGAUAUGUUAGCGCUUCUUCGGAGGCUCUCCGCUUCCCUGUUUUUAAUUUAUUUUAAAAAGGUCCAGUGUCGUCUAACGAUAAUAUUUGCUUCACAUAAAUUGGAGUAACUUGAACUGCAAUCGAAGAGCGGGCUAACAAAUAAGAUAAGGUUGUGAAGCAAGAUGUUUUCAAAUUCAAGGUCACACUCACUGGUAUCAAAAAUGAGAUUUGGAAAGAAGAAAAAGAAGUCACUGCCAGUGAAAGUGACCACAAUGGAUGCAGAGUUGGAGUUUCAUGUAGAGCGGGGUGCCACCGGACGGACGCUGUUCGACCUGGUGUGCCGCACGAUCGGACUGCGGGAGACGUGGUUCUUCGGACUCCAGUACCAGGACACCAAGGGCUGCCCCUCCUGGCUGAAAAUGGACCGAAAAGUGCUGCACCAGGACGUGCAGCGCGACAACCCGCUCUCGCUCGUGCUGCUCGUCAAGUUCUACCCGGAGGAUGUGGGCGAGGAACUGGUGCAGGAGAUCACGCAGCAUCUGUUCUUCCUGCAAGUGAAACAGGCCAUCCUCAACAUGGACAUCUACUGCCCGUCGGAAGUCAGUGUGCUGCUGGCCUCGUACGCCGUUCAGGCCAAGUACGGUGACGCCGGAGAGUCCUGUCUGCCGUCGGGCAUCCUGGCCAACGAGGAGCUGCUGCCCAAGAGGGUCAUCAAGCAGUACAACAUGACCACACCCAUGUGGGAGGAGCGCAUCAACAUCUGGUACCAAGACCACAAGGGUAUGUCUCGUGAUGAAGCUGAAAUGGAGUACCUGAAGAUCGCCCAGGACCUGGAGAUGAACGGUGUCAGCUACUUCUCCAUCUCGAACAGCAAAGGCUCCGAGCUCUUUCUCGGCGUGUGUAAUAUGGGCCUGCACAUAUACGACAAAGGCAACAAGCUGACGCCCGAGAUCUCAUUCCCCUGGUCGGAGAUAAAAAACAUCAGCUACGAUGACAAGAAGUUCACCAUCAAAAUUGUCGGCAAGCCGUCAUCAAACUUUGUAUUCUUCUCCCAGAAUCUGAAGAUGAACAAACUGAUUCUGGACCUCUGCAUAGGGAACCACGAUCUAUUCAUGCGCCGCCGUAAGCCGGACUCUAUGGAGGUGCAGCAGAUGAAGGCCCAGUCACAGGAGGAGAAGAAGCGGAGACACGUGGAGCGUGAAAAGCUGGAGCGGGAGAAGCAGCUGCGGCAAGAGUCUGAGCGGCAAAAGUCGGAGCUCGAACAGCGCCUGCUCCAGUAUCAGGACGAGAUCCGACUGGCACAGGAGGCCCUGCAACGCUCCGAGGAGACGGCCGAGCUGCUCUCAGAGAAGUCGCACAUCGCCGAGGAGGAGCGGACGCUGCUCCAACAAAAAUCCUCCAAAUCGGAGGAGGAGGUGCGACGCAUCAAGAUGCAACAGGUCAAGACUGAGGAGGAGAAGUACCUGCUGGAGCGGAAGGUGCGCGAAGCAGAGAUGAUCGCCGCUCGCGUGGUGGAGGAGUCCGAGCGCAGGUCCUACGAAGCAGAUCGGCUGAAGGAGGACCUGUACAAGGCCCGCGUCGCCGAACGCCAGGCCAAGGAGAAGCUGAUGGAGUUCCUGGCAAAGCAGUCCAGUCAGAGCGUCACCGGCCAGUCCUACAACGGCAUCUCGAGCGUGUACGACGGCGGCGACAGCAGCGAGCUGCCGGACCUGACGAUGAACCAGUCGUCGGCGCUGACGUCCCUGGCGCAGUACGACCUCAUGUCGGACACCAACAUGGAUCAGCUGAACCUGGAGAUCGAGAAGGAGCGUGUUGAGUACCUCCAAAAGUCGAAACACCUUCAGGAGCAACUGAAGGAGAUGAGAACUGAGAUUGAGGUACUGAAGAUCGGAGAGAACCAGACCCUGUACGACCACAUCCACGACGAACAGGUCAACCUGGGAGAGAACAAGUACUCCACCUUCAAAAAGACCAAGGAGGGCUCGGCCCGGUCCCGCGUGGCCUUCUUUGAGGAGCUGUGACGACGGCGAGCCUGAGCGCGCGCCUGCCGCGCCACCGGUGCCAACUGUGUGUGUCGGACGGAGUCCUCUGUGCCGAGAUCGGCUGUGAUUUUACUGCGGCGCCGGGUGGCCUCUGCGGCCGGCACCGGCGACCCCGCGGCCGUAUACCCUUCACGGUGUGCUCGAGGCGGCGAGCUGCCGGGCCCGAUGCGCCGUGUGCCGUUCGGGUAGGGUGGUCCGAGCGGCCGUGCGUUCGCCGCCGGAGCCGGGCGCAGCUGUAAAUGGGGCGAACGGCCGCCACCGGCCCGGUAAGCCUUCUCCUUAGCGGCGAGCAGUGGUCGGCGGCCUGCGCCCGGAGCUGGGGCAGCUACUUAGUCAGUGCGGGGUGAGGGAGAGUCGUCCGGCGUCCCAUCGUGUCAAAGCCGCGUGUGUCCGUCGGGGUCUCGCCUUUUGGCGCUGCAUGCAUUUAGCUAGUGUAAUGACCGUUUGCUUUUGAACGUGCCGCUUCGCACCUGUGUAGGAAAUACUGCACAAUGACUGCCGCAGCAGCUGUGAGUGAUGCGCUGGCGGUGCCUUACCGAGUCGUAUGUGAUGCGUAGAUGAGCUGAUUUCUUCGUCUUCCGCUGGCCUUUGCCAAUACAUGACCUGUCUUCCG